AUGUUGCAAGCGAAGCGUACGCUCGCUUUGCUGAUGCUGAUGACGCAGCUUGCCAGCCUCGCUACAGCCCGCAACUUGCCUUUACAGGAUGGAAGGACGGCGGAACAGCCAUUCAUAAUCGACCACAUCGUGCACGAUCCCGAUGUCGUCGGGUCCGCUGCUACUUCUCCUCCUCCCUCCACCUCGGCCUCAAACACGAACACCAGACUGACCCAGUACGUCAACAUCUUUGUCGGGACGGAAGCCAACAACGAUCCGGGCGACGUGUUCGCAGGAGCCUCUGUUCCCUACGGUAUGGCCAAAGCUACAAUCAACGUCGAAGGCUACGCCCCCGCUGGCUACGUGUGGCCCUCGGACCAGCCCACACGCGGUGUCAGCCCACUGCACGAUUCGGGCACUGGUUCGAGCGAUGGCAGCUACGGCAACUUCUGCAUCAUGCCCGUGCUGUGCGCUGACAACUCGAUCGACGCGUGCCCCACCCUCCUGGACCCGCGCAAACGCCUGCGCCGCAACAACACGGACCACGGACGCCCCGGCUACUUCACCACCACGCUCGACAACGGCAUCAAGAUCGAACUCACCAGUACGCGCAGGAGCACGCUGGAAAAGUACACCUUCCCUGCAAGCGAGAUGAGGCGCAUAAAGUCGAACCCGCAUCUGGUGCUCGAUUGGACCAACGACUCGCCCGGCACAUUUCGCGGAGGUGAGAUGAAGGCAGACUGGAUCAAGGGCCGCUUGAUGAUGAACGGCACCUGGUUGAGCUCGUUUGGUCCCGGCGAGUUCCACUAUCAUGCCUUCCAGUGUGUCGACCUCAACUUCAAUGGCAAGCAGCAGCUGUCCAGCCACGCGUUCUUCGGCGGCAAUCGUCGCGGCUACGACACCAAACGUGCCGAUCUCGACCACUGGGUCCGCGUCGCGCAGGCGAUUGGACAGUACCAAGCGGGCGCGGUCGUCGGAUUCGAGGCCGACGACAAAGCCGACAAAGACGUCACCAUCUCUGUUCGCCGUGGUGUCUCGUUUACCUCUGCAGAGAACGCCUGCCGCAACAUGGAGACCGAGAUCCCCAACUGGGACUUUGACGCUACCGUUGCAGCAAGCGACUCACUGUGGGAGGAAAAGCUGCAACGCAUCCAGCUGAGCCCAUCGACUCCAGACUAUAUUCGACGUCUGUUCUACACAAGCUUCUACCGCACCUUCCUCUCGCCCAACAAUGCUACGGGAGACGGGCCGUUCCCGACCACAGCGCCUUACUUUGAUGGAAUGUACUGCACGUGGGAUACGUUCCGCACGUUGUUCCCCUUCCUCUCGCUGACGAGCCCGGUUGAGUUUGCGCAAAUCGUCGAGACGUACAUCGAUGGCUGGAGGAAGGAAGGCUGGCUUCCCGAGUGCCGCGCAAACCAGGUCAAGGGCUUCGUCCAGGGUGCCAACAAUGGUGUUCCGGUGCUGGCCGACUUUGCAGUCAAGUACGCCAAAGCGGCGAGCUCGCUGGGCGUCAACACGGACGAGCUGUACGAGGCCAUGCAGCACGAUCUAGACGUGCCUUCACCGCAGUGGGAGUACGAAGGUCGACAGGCUGCGCCGUACCAGCAGUACGGCUACGUGCCGUUUGGCUACCUCGAUCCCGCGUCGGUAGGCGAGCAGACACGAGAGGCAAGUCGAUCGCUCGAAUACGCCUUUGGCGACUUCACGGCUGCGAUGACUGCACAGGCACUGGGCAAGCCCAGCGCGGACAUUCAGCGGUACGCCAAGUCAUCGUUGAACUACAGCCUCAACUUUGACCGCCAUACGACCAGCGAAGGUUUCAGCUCAUUCGUGCAACGACGGUAUGCCAACGGGACGUUCCAGCGGAACGAUCCGACCUUUUGCUCUCCGCUCGACAACAACUCGAGCCACGCAUGCAGCUUGCAGGCCGAAAACGAGUUUGGAGUGUACGAAUCGUCGUCGUGGGAGUACAGCUUCUACUCGCCGCAAGAUAGGGCUGGGUUGGUGGGAUUGCUGGGUGGCAAGGCUACAUUUGAAAAACGACUGGACCACUUUUUCAGCAAGGGCUACUAUGGACCUGGUAAUGAGCCGAGCUUCGACACGCCGACGAUGUAUCACUUUAUCGCCAAGCCGUACCGCAGCGUGCAGAGGGUGCGGGAGGUGGUGCACAAGUACUUUUCGCUCCAGCCAGGCGGCGUCCCCGGUAACGAUGACAAUGCAGCCAUGGCCUCGUUGCUAGGGUGGUUCUUGCUGGGAUUCUACCCUACGCCAGGUACCAAGGAGCUGUUGGUGCUGUCGCCGUUCAUGCCGGGCUACACGAUCAACAACGCGAUUCUUGGCAAAGCUACGGUGACGGUGACGGGCUACGACGAGCGCUCGAUUGGCGAACAGAUUCCAAAGGGGGUCAAGGCAUACGUCGAGAACGUGCUUAUCGAUGGCAAGCCGCACAGCUCGCGCUGCAGGAUGAGCUUCGAUGAUCUAUUCCCAGGUGUGGCUGGUGCGGAGAGGAAGGUGGAGAUCGUGUUAACAGAUCGGGAGGUGGAUGCGUGCGGUGACAGCGAGGCCGACGACCCUGCUUCUCUCUCUACUGGUGGGUUCUUGAACCAAAAGGUGCAACAGGCCAAGGUCUAA
Messenger RNA from Sporisorium graminicola, 2613 nucleotides. RefSeq lists its product as uncharacterized. Gene Ontology annotation, biological process: carbohydrate metabolic process; glycoprotein catabolic process; protein quality control for misfolded or incompletely synthesized proteins. The transcript has a single exon. Gene Ontology annotation, cellular component: nucleus; cytosol. The record is from RefSeq and is a predicted model, not a curated record. Gene Ontology annotation, molecular function: peptide-N4-(N-acetyl-beta-glucosaminyl)asparagine amidase activity; carbohydrate binding. NCBI's taxonomy places the organism in Eukaryota, Fungi, Basidiomycota, Ustilaginomycetes, Ustilaginales, Ustilaginaceae. Bases 1 to 2613 code for a protein of 870 amino acids.